AUGACUGCGGUUGGUUCUCGACAAAUCGACCCAUCGCAAGAUACUUCGCCAUUUCCUCAUGAGCCUAUUGGGCUGGGCACAUUGCGUGACGUCAGGGAAGAGAGGUUCUAUCAGGGCGGAACCCUCACCGUGUUGACCACAAAUGGUUUACCUCCUUCAAGCCCGCUAAUAUAUGACCCAUAUCCUGAUUACGAAUCUGGUGAAUUUCGCGAUGCGUUCACCGGCCGCUUUCGCCGAUGCCGAGGUCCCUCUGGUCAAAACCUUGAUCGUAGAAGUCCUAGGGACAUGGUCUCUGUUUAUCCAGGAGUUCCAAGAAAUUUCCCCCUUCCAUUGAUCGGUUCCUACGAGGCAAUGGGGCUAGACGCUUGGGUUUGCACAGAUCGUGUUUCACGUCUGAGCCCGUACGGAUACAAUGACGAGCAUCUCACAAGACGAAGACCAGGAGGGAGAGAGAUGCUUUCCUGGGACAACAUCAAUUGGAAAAGGCUUGAAUUAGAGUGUUUGGAAAGGAAUAGCGGCAGAUUCAGUUCAAAUGUCGGAUUGUCAGAACCUAUGCUUACAUUUCCAAUCAGCGCUUCGAUGCCUCCACAUCCGGAUCGUCCCCAGUUCUCAACACAAGGAAAACAACCAAGGUCAAGGUCUGCAAUAAUACUCCGUGCGUGGCACACGAUGGAAUGGACCGAGAACCUCAAGCAACAUAUCCGGUCGCUGAUAAUGGAAACUUCGCUGCAUACAGGCGCCGAGUACGAGGUUUUUAUUCUUCUCCACGUCAAGGAUAAGCAAGUUCCGCUCUACGCGUCCGACGACGAUGCUGUCCGCAAGCUGAGAGAAAAAUACGUUCCUCGAGAGUUUCUUGACAUGACAAUAAUGUUUAACGAUGACACACUUGCGGGGUGGUAUCCAAAGAUAGAAGAGCACAGUCCCGUGCUCCAGUACUGGCAGGCCUCACAGAUCCUUUCGCAGUUGAGGCCAGACUUUGAUUACUUCUGGCAGCUUGAAAUGGAUGCGAGGUUGACUGUUAAUAAUUUUCACUUCUUCGAACGCGCAGAAGACUUUGCAAGGCAACAACCCCGCAAAUAUCUCUGGGAACGGAAUUCAUUUCUAUAUAUACCGGGGACCCAUGGCACCUGGGAAUCUUUCACACGAUUAGUUAACACGGCAAUGGAGGGUCGAACUUCUGUGUGGGGAGCGCAGUUUCCCCCUGGUAUCACGCCAACGGGCCCUAAGCCACCCGUUGACGAUCCUCGGAACGAUGAAUAUGAAUGGGGGGUCGGGGAGGAGGCAGAUUUCCUGACCUUCUUACCAAUUUUCGAUCCAUCAUCGACUGAAUGGCCUUUCGUGGACACGACCUGGAAUAUCAAUGUUCAAGAUCUCCCAAGGCGUGCAUCUCCGGUCGUUAUGGGCCGCAUCUCCAAGAGGUUAAUUACCCUCAUGCAUGAAGCUCUGGCAGACAAAGGAAUAGGCCUUGCUUCAGAGAUGACGGCCCCCUCAUUUGCACUAUGGCACGGCUUAAAGGUGGUUCACGUCCCUCAUCCGAUAUACCUCGACGGCAAGUGGACUCCCAAAGAGUUGGGCCGUAUCCUCAAUCCGGGCACACCGGAGAAAAUUAACGGUGGCUCAGAUAGUAUCUGGAGCUGGAAUCAUCAAUGGGAUCACAUUAUUUAUCGGAUGUCAUAUAUGUUCACUACACAAACAGCCGAGGAUUUAUUCAGGCGGUGGCUUGGAUACAAGAUUGACCCGAAUCAAUAUACUGACGGCUCCUAUCAUCAAGAUCCUCAAGGAAGAAACUGGUUUGAUGGUGGUGAUUUGGUGAGUUCAUCCCGUCAAGCUGACCACCUCUGUAUCUACUUGCUAACUUUUCCCCUCCUUCUUUCUCAUGAUAGAGAGAAGACCUAUAUGGAAAUAUGUGCCUUCCUCCCAUGCUAUUGCACCCGAUCAAAAAUGUCGAUCCCAAAAAAGGUGCAGGCAUGGCAGUCCCAGUCUGAUCUUUUCAAGAUCACGCAUCCGAAAGUAUUGCAAAGAAUCAUUCCUUCACCUCAUGUGGCGGCGUAG
This is a messenger RNA of Aspergillus aculeatinus CBS 121060, 2052 nucleotides long. RefSeq names its product DUF3405 domain-containing protein. Bases 1 to 2052 code for a protein of 683 amino acids. NCBI's taxonomy places the organism in Eukaryota, Fungi, Ascomycota, Eurotiomycetes, Eurotiales, Aspergillaceae. The record is from RefSeq and is a predicted model, not a curated record. The transcript is spliced from 5 exons.